This is a messenger RNA of Aspergillus versicolor CBS 583.65, 1090 nucleotides long. RefSeq lists its product as uncharacterized. The transcript has a single exon. The record is from RefSeq and is a predicted model, not a curated record. The coding region runs from base 76 to 957 and encodes 293 amino acids. Lineage: Eukaryota; Fungi; Ascomycota; Eurotiomycetes; Eurotiales; Aspergillaceae.
CUGCAUCCAAGCUGCAUAUUCUGCAUAUCCCACACAUCCUACAUAGACAGCAAUACCAACAUAUCUCGAGUCAAAAUGCUCCGCAAGAAAGAAAUCUACACAACCACCACACCCAUCCCGCUGUCCGUCCCGCGCCAACUCGCGAUCGACAUCCUCCACAGCCACAGCGAAAUCAUCACGCUCAGCCCUCUCGUGCUCGAGCACCACCCCGUCAAAGCACCGCGCAGUGCACCAGCAGACGAGUUCUACUCCACCUGGUACGAGAUCACCGAGCGCGUGCAGUAUGUCCCGGGGAUGGGCAAGAUGGGGUCCGGCAAGAUCAGUUUCAAGGGCUGUUUUCACGAUGAGCCCUGGGGGUUGCAAACGCAUGUCUAUGCGCCGCUGGGUAUUGAUUUGCGGAAUCGGUACCGUAUUGAAGAUUCUCCAGAUUCCAAGGAGAAAGGGCUUGUGCUGUGCGUGGAUACCGAGCUCGAGUGUAAUGUCACGCUCAUGUCGCUGGUGAAGGGGCAGCAAAAGACCGCGUCCAAGGCGCUGAUUGAGCGGUUCGUGAAGAAAGCUGAGCUGGUGGACGCGGGUGUAUUGCAGGCGAGUACCAUGGAAGAUGGCAGGUUGAGGACGUUUAACCCGGCGGAUCGGAGCAGUGCGGCAGCUAUCAUGCAGCCGUCGUCGCCGCUGCAAUCGGGCUUUGGGGACACGUCGCGACGGUCGUCGUCAUAUCAGAUGCCGGGCUCGCCGAGGGCGCAUUCACAGGUGGGAUCGGUUUCGUCCCAUGUGAACUCGCAGUAUGGGUCGGAGCCUGGGCGGAGCUUUGCUGCGGAGUUGCCGGCUGAGACUGUCUACCAGCCCUAUCGUCCGGGAUCUGGUGGUGGAAAUGUCAUGGAGCUGCCGGGUAACUCGUCGUUUCAGCCUAGAUAUUCCGCUGAAUUACCGGCAGAGAAGCACGGGAGAUGGGCUUGAGACUAAUGGACGAUUGCAACGGCUGUUUGAUUGUAUUUAACUAGGUUAAUUUAUUACCAAGGAAGUCAUGUUUCAUAACAAUGUUGUUAUAUAGAUAUAUAUAUCCAGUAUGGAAAGGACAUUUCAUAACCCG